AACAGAACUUCCUAGCUCAAGCAAUUUCGUUUCUCCUUCAGUUCCUAAUCUGAGCACAUAUCCAACUGCAAAAGGAAGACUUUGGGAGCUAGAAAACGCAGCAUCUAGGGUAUUAUCUCGAAAACAGUCUCGGAUUGUGUAUCAUGCACAUGUAACAAACAUUCUGCACGUCUUUCCAUCGUUCAAUCCUACUCAUCGGUCGCGCAGCUCGAUGCCGAUUCUUCGAUUCUUUUCUGUUCUCCACGGCUCCUUCAGAAACAUGACACUGUCAGAAGCAUGGUACUGUGGCUCCCCGGCCGCAGGUCAAGGAAAAGAAAGCAGUAUCUGGGACAAGGCAUAGACCGGAAGUAUUGACGUGAGGAUACUGCUGAUAGCCAGCGCAGCUCGUGCUUCAGAGAAGUCUACCGCUGCCGGCCCUGUGAGGGACCUGGUACCUGGGAUUUGAAGAUAUUGCGUAGAGUGCGGGGCAAACAUAUAUCCUGCCCAUACAGAUAGAAGAAGAGUUCACCAUAGUGGAAGCAUCCAUGAGGAGGAAAGGGGGCAUAUCGGGACUGAGAAGUUGCAAUGAUCAGCAGAAGUAUUCAGUGAAGAGUUCUGAAUGCUUUGAUGGCCCAGGAACAGGUCUCGACUCUAAGUCCAAUCCAUCAGUCGAGGAAAAUGGUGCAGCAUCGGAGCUGAGAUCCUGCCAGCAGAGUACUAGUCGAGCAAGCAGUUCGAACGGGGAUCUUUGCAAUGAUUCUGUCAUCUGGAAGUCCUCCACUAAUCAUGAAGUCCGGAGUUUUUUCACGAAAGUAGCUGCCAUUUGUGCUUACGAAGGCACCAAGAGCACCCUGCACAGUCAGUGGAUGAGGUUCGCGGGCACAACUAAGCUUUCGCUCCAUCAUGAUCAUGAUCAAUGCUCUUGGAACGAAAGCGGAGGAAAAACAGGAAGAGUAGGAGAUUACUUCCCGCUAGUACCCAAUGACGCCGGCCUGAAUUGCUUGACUCGAAUCUCCCUCACACACAUAACAACUGCAGCUGGGGUUUGCAAAGUUUGGCGCGAGUUUCUACUGGGGCCUGAUUUCUACAAGUACAGGAGGUCAAUGAAUGUGAGAGAGGAUUGGGUAUUUAUACUGGGAAACAACAUGCGGAACGAGUGGAAAGUUUACCGUCCAGCUUUCAAUGACUGGCUCGUCCUACCUCCAUGUCCCUACGACUACAUGUUCAGCUCGUGCGACAAGGAGAGCAUGAUCGCAGGGUUGAAUCUCCUGGUCUUAGGUCAGUCACUGGAUGGGUACAAAGUAUGGAAGUUCGACGUCAUCAGAUUCCAGUGGUCCAUAGCUCCGAGAAUGCAUUCCGCUCGCUGCCUUUUUGGCUCCGCCACAUCCGGAUCAUUCGCAUACUUCGCAGGAGGAACCAACAACGGGUCCACGCUAAAGUCUGCAGAGCGCUUCAAUGCGGAGACAGGGCGCUGGGCAACGCUUCCGAACAUGAACAGAGAGAGGAAGUUGUGCUCCGGAUGCAUCAUGGAUGGAAAGUUCAUAGUCAUCGGGGGGCAAACGAAUGAUCAAAUACUGGAGUGUGGAGAAUUGUAUGAUCCCAUGACCAAGCGAUGGACUCUGAUCGAGGGAAUGUGGCCGCGAGCUUUUGCUCCCAGCGCAACUGGGGCACCUCCACUCGUCGCAGUUUUGAAUAAUGAGCUUUUUGCGAUCAAUAUCCUGGAAAAUAAGUUGAUGAUCUACGAAAAAGACCUGAAUCUGUGGCAUCUGCUGGAAGCCAUACCCGAGAGAGGGCGGAAUGUAAGCGGAUGGGGUCUCGGUUUCAAAGCAGUCGGGUCAGAGCUUUUUGUGAUCGGAGGCUCGCGAGAUGUCGCGGAGUGGGUGCCUUACAUCCAUGCUUAUCAGCCGACAUCGAGACAAAGCGGAAAGUGGAGAUUUGUCGUUGACCUUCAAGGUCCAACUAGCGGAUUUAUUUUUAAUUGUGCAGUCAUGAGUAGUUGAUGUAAGCUGAGAUUAAACACUCUUCGCACAGAUCGGUCCUCACAUUUCUAACUUGGAUUCUGCAAUGGGGAGUGCGGAACCAGAAGAUGAGUUCUGUCAAAUGCGUCUACAGGAGCACCUUGCAGUGCACUGAAUCUUCUCUGGUAACCUUCCUCUCAUUCAGACUCGAUGAAUGGCCGCAACGCUCACUUCCGUGAACCCAUUUAUUCUCCUAUCAAAUCAUUUAUUCAACAAAUAAAUUUAAUCACUAUAUUAUUAUCGA
This is a messenger RNA of Marchantia polymorpha subsp. ruderalis, 2241 nucleotides long. The record is from the annotation of a GenBank genome assembly. Lineage: Eukaryota; Viridiplantae; Streptophyta; Marchantiopsida; Marchantiales; Marchantiaceae.